AUGGCGUUGGUAGUACAAAGAGUGAGGAUAUUUUUCUGGUGUGUUUUGCAGGUAAAUGACCUCUGCUGGCAUGUGCGCUGCCUCUCCUGCAGUGUCUGCAGGACCUCGCUGGGCAGGCACACCAGCUGCUACAUCAAAGACAAAGAUAUCUUCUGCAAACUUGAUUAUUUCAGGCGCUACGGCACACGCUGCGCCCGCUGUGGCCGGCACAUCCAUGCCACCGACUGGGUGCGGCGGGCAAAGGGGAACGUCUACCACCUGGCCUGCUUCGCCUGCUUCUCCUGCAAGAGGCAGCUCUCCACCGGGGAGGAGUUCGCACUGGUGGAGGAGAAGGUCCUGUGCAGGGUGCACUACGACUGCAUGUUGGACAACCUGAAGAGAGAAGUUGAAAACGGUAAUGGGAUUACUGUGGAAGGAGCAUUACUAACAGAACAAGAUGUGAAUCACCCAAAACCCGCAAAAAGAGCUCGGACCAGCUUCACAGCAGAUCAGCUCCAGGUGAUGCAGGCACAGUUUGCUCAGGACAACAACCCGGAUGCACAAACACUUCAGAAGCUGGCAGAAAGGACAGGCUUGAGCCGGCGCGUCAUACAGGUGUGGUUUCAGAAUUGCAGAGCGCGCCAUAAGAAACAUGUUAGCCCUAAUCACUCCUCGACGACGCCUGUCACAGCGGUGCAGCCCUCACGGCUGUCUCCUCCCAUGCUGGAGGAAAUGGCGUACUCUGCCUAUGUACCCCAGGACGGGACCAUGCUGACAGCUCUGCACAGCUACAUGGAUGCUCAUUCCCCUACAGCUCUUGGACUUCAGCCGUUGCUACCCCAUUCGAUGACACAGCUGCCGAUAAGUCACACCUAGCUCCUGUCAGGGACAUAAGCUACUACGGAUGUAACCUUGAGUCAUUUAUUGUGUAUUAAAAUAUCAUUGGAAAGAUGUUAAUGUUAACUUUUUCUUUAACAUCUGAAGCAUUUUCAAGAUCAUUUUUGCUGCCCAGGUAUGUAAGUAUAUUUAGCCUGCAAGACACUUUUAUGGAUUCUGCAUAAAUAACUAUUACAUUGUUUACAAGCCUUAUUAAAUACCUUUUUUUUUUGUAUUGUCUGGAAGUAGUCCACUCUAGUUGUGUGUGUUAAUUUAUUUGUCAUCAAAAGAGCACUUUGCCUAAAAGAAAGGACUGACAAUUGUGCAAAAUGUUUACAAUUCUUUGUGAAAUGUUAGUUUAUCAUUAGUUUGUAUCUGUAAGUUAUUGCUGAAAAGUAUUACCUGUAUUUGAGUUGUAUACAGCCUAUAUGUUAAAGCUUAUUUCUGUGAGUUUACAAAAAAUAAAUUUUGGUUGCAAAUAUUUUCAGAAUGAACUGAAUAAAGUUUCUGCUGUAGCAUGUGAAGCAAAAA
This is a messenger RNA of Mesitornis unicolor (brown roatelo), 1386 nucleotides long. It is a transcript of the gene LHX8, whose product is annotated as LIM homeobox 8. Bases 1 to 855 code for a protein of 284 amino acids. Gene Ontology annotation, molecular function: DNA-binding transcription factor activity, RNA polymerase II-specific; RNA polymerase II transcription regulatory region sequence-specific DNA binding. NCBI's taxonomy places the organism in Eukaryota, Metazoa, Chordata, Aves, Mesitornithiformes, Mesitornithidae. The transcript has 6 exons. The record is from RefSeq and is a predicted model, not a curated record. Gene Ontology annotation, biological process: forebrain neuron development; neuron differentiation; regulation of transcription by RNA polymerase II. Gene Ontology annotation, cellular component: nucleus.